ACUUGCUGCACUUGCGAUGAAGCAACUUGAGAGCAGUUUGGCAGUGCGAUUGCUGUUCCACGCGGUGGUCAGUGGACAACUGGGCUACGCCGUGUACUACGACUACAAUUAUGCCCAGUUGCCAUGGCUGGCGAUAGCGUUGCGUCUGGUGCCGCCAAUCGGUGGCAAGUUCAACUAUCUGACAUUUCUCACGGCUGCGUUGCAUACUUUCUACUAUCUGCUGGCCCUGAUCAGCGAUCUGUGUCCUGUGCAAGGACUGCGACAGCUGCGCGACUUCUUGCUGGCAACUUUUGUGGUACCAUUGGCAUUGACAGUGAGCGUAACCUUCUGGCUGCUGGUGGCUACCAAUUGCGAGGCAAUCUAUCCGCCAUUUCUGAAUGAGAUGUAUCCCUGGUGGCUGACUCUAACACUGCACGCACUCAUCGUCUGCUACGCUGCCCUGGAAAUCCACCUAGAGCCACAUUGUUAUCCACAGCGCUGGAAAGGAUUCAGCGCACUUGCUGCUGGCUUGGUCAGCUAUUUGGUGUGGAUGCAUUUGGUUUACUUCUGGACUGGAGUUUGGAUCUAUCCAUUUCUAGGCGGAUUCUUUGAGCCGUUCCGUUGGUUUUUCUUUGGCCUGAUCGUGAGCUCGGCCUUUGUCUAUUAUUGGCUGGGCGAGCGACUCAACUGUAUGCUUUGGGCGCAAUGCGAAUGGCGUAAUAAAGCAAUUUCCGGGCCACACUUUGUUGGAUGAAAAUGCAGUUCGAUAUGUGUGUGUGUGUUUCCCUUUGGCCGGGCGAGCAAUAAAAUUUAUUUCAA
Molecule: messenger RNA, 798 nt
Organism: Drosophila nasuta
Lineage: Eukaryota; Metazoa; Arthropoda; Insecta; Diptera; Drosophilidae
Product: androgen-induced gene 1 protein
Exons: 1
Coding region: 17-733 (238 amino acids)
Cellular component (GO): endomembrane system; membrane
Source: RefSeq, a predicted model, not a curated record